This is a messenger RNA of Alternaria conjuncta, 7290 nucleotides long. RefSeq lists its product as uncharacterized. NCBI's taxonomy places the organism in Eukaryota, Fungi, Ascomycota, Dothideomycetes, Pleosporales, Pleosporaceae. Gene Ontology annotation, biological process: DNA repair. Bases 1 to 7290 code for a protein of 2429 amino acids. Gene Ontology annotation, molecular function: protein binding; protein serine/threonine kinase activity. The record is from RefSeq and is a predicted model, not a curated record. The transcript is spliced from 5 exons.
AUGGACGUCCUCCUACGACUGAACAUCGUUCCCUUCUCAGCAGUGUCUGAGACUGUCCAGUCUCUGCUGUUGUCGAUAGAACUAAGCGGACCGGCUUUACUCACGGAGAGCAGCUCAUCACUACUCACCACCAUUCUUCAGGAGCGAAUCAAAGAAAACCCGACACAUUUCAGUUCGACAGCUGAGCGGAUCCUUAACUGGCUCCUCACUAAAUGGACUCCCAGUCUAUGGUCUGAACGGACAUACUCGGCGCUGAAUGCUCACCACUGCAACGCUCGUGAUGUACUGCGCGUACUCUACACGUGCCUGGACGCACCCUACAGCCCGCCGGAGCCGGCCUCUUAUCUUGUACUUGGACCUAUUGGGCAAGCCCGAACGCAAAUGGCGCGUUACAAAGACCUCGCACAUUAUCUCCUGCUUCUCCGACCUGUAAAGGAUUUUGUAGCCAAGAUCGAACAAGGACCGCGUCUCUCCUCCGAUGAGCCCACAGGCGAACUCUCCUCCACGCAACUUGGAAGCAGGAUCCUUGAUUUCUGCGUAUCCGAGCUCGAACGAGCCCAGCACCGUUGGAAGGAUAUGGCUUCGUCAAACAUACAAGGCAUCACCUCAGAUAUGAUGCGCAUCGUCACAAAUCUGUGCAUCGUCGCGCCAGCUGUUGCAGCUCUGAGCGACCCUGACGACCGCCGUGUGCGUACUCUCCGAUCGUCCGCAGCUGCCCUGAUCGAGUCUUUUGCCACUACACUGGCUAAGCCUCAGAUGGAACAAUACAAAGUCGAUGCAGUCCUCGAGACCUGUGCAAAAGGUCUUCCUGACAUCAGCUCUUCAAAGCGAGUGAGCUCUGGCGUAUACGAAUUGAUAGGUAUGGACCAGCUGGCUGAGCACUUACCCCGGGCUCUCCAGCAACGCAAAGAGGUCAAACAAUCGUUCUACGCGGAUGAGGAUGACUUCAUGGAUGUGGACGACGAGCCUGACUCACAGAUGACUGCUGGAGCCACAGUUCCCGAUAACGACGUACCUCGACAUGAUGUGCAAGCAGAAACCGACCUAUCUGCUCUGCGUGCAUGUUGUCUAGCACACUUGCAGUUUAUUUCGUCUCUGGCCAAACGCACUGAGUUGGAAACUGGAGCAGUACCCCCGGAUUUCGUCGAUUUCCUCGUGUCUCUCUCGGAGAAUGACCUUAUUCGUUCGCGUCAAUUCCUCCGUUCGGUAUGGAACAGCAACCUGCAGAUAUCCAGGAACGACUGCCUCAAUCUCCUCGAACGGUUCAGCGAAGCUCUUAUCGAUCCUCGUGCUCGUGAAUACAACACCUCCGAAGUCGCCAACGGUAUGCUUGUCGAGGUUCUGAUUGGAACCACACUCGUUUGGCUACCUGAUGCAACCGAUCGCGAGGCUCAAGAUCUUUACGACAACGUAGAGGCCCUGUAUGUCUAUUACGUCAAAGAGAUGGAGAAAUCGAAAGGAGGAGUCCGGCGUUCAGCAAACUUGCAGACAACGAUAGCAGUCUUUCUACAUGGCUUACUGAAGCAUCAUCCCGAUUUUGCGCAAAAUCGCAAGGUCCCAUCAGUACGGACUAGCCUUUUCGAGCUGCUGUCAACAGGCGAAAUGACUGUCAAAUAUCACAUCGCGGAGCACUUGCCAAGAAUGUUCGAAGAUUUCGUUCUCUCCGAACACGACAAGAUUUUGCAGGAUGUCGAUAGCAGCUUGCCUGGAGAUGACGAAGGUCUUGAGGGCAUAGCGGUUCGGUUGCUCGUCCUGUCGCGACUGGCAUCCAAGUGGCAUACGCUGCUGCGUCACAGCGUCUAUCGAAUCUUCGCUACGGCAGGGACUAUCGCAGGCGCUACCUACCACGCCGAACGAUGCAUCCUGAACGUGGCGCAAUCAAGAGGUCUCGGUGAUUCACAAAGCCUAUUCCGGCUUUUUGCACCACAAGUCAUAUUCACCUGGCUCGACCGAGGCCAAAAGGUCGGCCGUAUUCCUUUUACUAUCUUCGGUUACGCGUCGCUUUCCGACCUUCUUCGUGACAUCGAAGCCGAAGUGGUGGGCCAAGCUAUAAUGUUCGGGCGCAAGGAUGAGGUGGAGUUUCUGGCUGACCAUUUAGACAUGUCAGCACAGGAGAUGCUGUCGAGAAAUAUCGGCAAAGCAGCCGCAUAUACAAUAGCAUGGGACACUUGCAGGGGCUCCGCCCGUAACAAAGCCGACUCCAGCUUCGGCAACUUGCUGAAAGACAUGGUUGGUAGCGACAAAUACUAUGGCCUGGUGCAGAAACAUUUCCCCCAGGUGUUGGGCCACAUGUUCCAAACCAUCGAUCACGAGGAACGUUUACCCAAGUCGCUAGAGAAGAAACCAGCCUUCAAUCCCGCCGCUGCAGUUCUAGCCGAAAUUGCCGAAAUUGGCCAAUCUGCACAAGGCCUCAACAUAGGUAUUGAGCCUUCGUUCUCCGCCUUCUAUCUGCCUGAUCAGCUGGAACGCUUGUGUAGACGGACGGGCGACAGACCGGCUGGCUUCUGGUCACCGAGCACAUAUACAUAUGUGAUGCGCUCCCUGCUCGAUCGCAUCCAUCAUGCUCUCGGCUCGCUGUAUGCCCGUUCGAUGAUCAGGAAGAUUCGAGUCAUAGUUGCGCUGGCUGGACCUGUAGCACAUGAAGGGUACCCACUGCAAAUGACGCUGCAGUCUUUGCGCCCUUUCCUCACCGACAUGCAAUGUGCUGAAGAUACAGUUGGUAUCAUGCAGUAUCUUUUCGAACACGGCGCUCAGUAUCUCCGUCAACAGCUCAGCUUCGUUACAGGUAUCGGCCUUUCGAUUCUCAUCUCUCUUCGAGUAUUCCUAGGCUCCUCUCAGGACAGCACUACCCAACAAUCCCAACAUCUCGCGACUAUGAAUGCAGCCAACAGAUUCCAUGCUUGGCUUACUGAGUAUCUCAAGGCUCACGCGCAGGCAAUUAAUGGUGUAGAGCGCUCUUCCGCCAUCAAAGCGUUCAAGAUCAUCACCGCGACCGCUGCUCAAGUCAAUGCCGAAGGCAACUCAUUGCGAGGUAGUGAAGAGAGCAAGCUUCUUCUUGAGAUAUUGGACGACGCGAAGUCAGGACGCAAGUUAUUGAACAAAACAUCACGCGAUGUCGCAUUGGACUUGCUUUGCCAGAACUUUGAACCAGCUCCAAACGCCCGAGAUGACGUCCUCGGCUUGGAUUACGAUGCUGCAGAAUAUGCACCCCUUGUCUGGGAGUCGUGUCGCAGAAGUAAGGUCGGCGACGGUUAUUUGUUAUGGACCGCACGGGUCCUAGGACGAGCAUAUAGCGCCUACGGGGAAGUGAAGCAGAGCUCUGCGCAGGCUCGGCCAUGGGCAUCGUCAGUGCAGACUUCCAAAUCGGUUCCUGGGAAGUCAUCACGAGAAGCUAUUGUUAAUGAGGUUAUCGAUCUAUUCUACAGCGACGAACGAAAUGAGGUCAGCCUUGCAGAGGAUGCUGUACGACGCCUGAUUUCUCGCUUGGUGCCUGAUUCGCAGUACAUGAGCGAGAUGCAUCGAGUCAUUCCGGAGGCCAUCGGUAAAGCCCUUUUGUACAAGCCCCCGGAGCCAGAUACUACCUCGCAUCCUCUGACGGAUGGUCUUCGCGAAGCCGUCUCACCUACACCGGUCAAACCGGUAUCUGACUGGAUUAGAAACCUGACAAUGGCACUGUGCAAAGUUGCAAUCGACGACCCCAUUUUGGGGGCUCUUCCAGACUUGCUCCGCGGUAUCAACCACAUGGCGGAGAAGCUCCUGCCCUACAUACUUCAUCUCGUGCUACUUGACGAAUAUGAAGCGGAGCGCAAUGUUCAUGACAUCGUAUCGAAAGCUAUGGCUACUUGGUUCCGCGAUUGCAGCCCAGAUACCAUACCGCACGUCCGCAUCCUUAUCCAAUCCAUCCUCUACCUCCGGAGCCAACCAGUCCCUAAGGAGGUUACCAGAGUGGAGCGAGACAAAUGGUUAGACGUCGACUAUCUAGAGGCUUCACAAGCCGCGAACGACUGUGGCAUGUUCAGGAGUGCGCUCUUGUUUGCGGAGACAUCUUCUGGCCAGCCAAUCAUCAAGAACAGCACAAGGAGAUCGUCUGUUAGGGUCGACCCUCCAAAAGUGCCGCUACAGCUCCAGCUUUCUAUCUACAAGAACCUCGACGAGCCUGAUUCGUUCUACGGUGUUGAUCGAGGUUCCAGUUUGUUGUCAGUGCUAGACCGUCUCGACUACGAGGGUGACGGGGUAAAGAGCCUGCUCUUUCGUGGCGCUCGUCUAGACAGUCAAAUGCGCCGGCGCAACGAGUUUGAGGCGGUAGACUCCCGAGGAACGCUCAAAUCUCUCAUCAUGUUGAAUAUGAACAGCCUUACGCACUCCUUACUCUCCAACGACCAGUUCCGCGAUGCCGGAGACGACGUCGUUGAGAGUACGCUGCAUACUGCGCGCAAACUGGGCCAGUGGGAUAUCAAAGCGCCGGAAGUAAAUCAUACAGAGGCAAGCACUUUGUUCAAAGCCUUCCAAGGGCUGCAUUUUGCGAAGAGCACUACAGAGGCUCAGGAGAACUUCGACCGCCAACUACAGGUGACGAUGAACUUCCUCUGCGGAAAAGACACCUCAUCCAUAUCAACGAAGACUCGCCUGCGCACGCUAGGGGCGCUCACAGAGGCAGACGAAGUGAUCACAGCUGAACGUUCGGAGCAUUUGCUAGAUAUUUGGGAUCGCAUGAAGGCUCGAGAGAAGUGGAUGCGGGCUGGCGAAUUCAAUGACGUGCGCCAGCUACUAUCAUGUCGUGAGACGCUUUUCAACGUGCUCGGUACAAAUGCCGCUCUCGUCGACUCGCUACACACCCGGACUGCGACCGUGCGAGGCAUGGAGGUCGAGGCUCUAGUUUCAUCGUCUAGUCUCUGCAGGAAGCAUGGAGCACUGCAAGAGUCGCUCGCAAGUGUGACCUACCUUUCCGACAUCGUACCGGAGUGCAAGGCUAUAGGUCUUGACAUUGAAGCUACAGCCCAACAUGAGGUAGCGAAUGUGCUGUGGGAACAGGGUGAAACCGAGAUCUCGAUAAGAAUGCGUCAGCAUCUAAUCGACAACGCCGAUUUCGACUCGCAGAACGUUGAUCUCAGUUUGCCAGUGUUGCUUGCUCGACUGGGACAUCAUCUCGCUGAAGCUCGCCUUGCCAAGCCAGAUGCAAUCAUGAAAGAGUACCUAGAACCUGCCAUCCGUGAGCUCAAAGGCCAGAAAGAGGGCUUGGGCCCAGGCCAAGUCUUCCACGAGUUUGCCCUCUUCUGCGACAAGCAACUUCAAAGUCCUGAAGCAGCGGAAGACAUGAAUCGUAUCAAGACUGUGAUGGAUCGAAAGUUGCAAGAGUACCAUGACUUCGCGAAGCUCUCGAAGACCGACAAGAGUAAAGGGAUGCGCGAGACGUACCACCGAAACGCUCGUCGUGCGAAGACUUGGUACGACCUCGACAAUGCGGAAUAUGAGAGGAUGCGCAAGGGCCGCGAGCAAUUCCUUCGCCAGUGUCUCGAAAACUAUCUCUUGUCUCUUCUGGCCAGCGACGAAUACAAUCACGACGCGCUUCGUGUGUUUUCCUUGUGGCUGGAAUAUUCCGAUACGCCUCUGGCAAAUCAAGCUGUCAAGGCAUAUCUGAAGGAUGUACCGAGCGGGAAGUUUGCCUUGCUGAUGAACCAGCUAUCCUCACGACUACAAGCCGAAGAGAACGACUUUCAACACCUGUUGAUGGAGCUGGUCUUCCGCAUAUGCGUUGACCACCCAUAUCAUGGAAUGCAUCAGAUCUUCGCGAUUCAGAUGAAGGUCGCCGCCACCUCUAGGGAAGAUGUCGUUCGAGCCAAGGAUGAAUCUGCGAAGUCCCGCCAGAAAGCUGCGGGCGGCCUUGCGACGGCGCUCAGCACUGACAAGAGGGGUCGAUCGUACUGGAGCUCGAUCUUCCAGUCGAACGAGGUCUAUCAUCAUCUUGCCAUGUUCAAGGGCGAGAAGGAGAGUACUCAGCAAGGUCGUGAGUUACCCCUUGAUAGGUACAAGGAGUCACGAGAUUUGGUGAACAGGGUGCCGAAGCUCAACGUACCCCCGGCUACUCUUCAGAUUGAAGUUCGGCCGAACAUGAACUACAGUGAUUUGCCGAAGAUCGCAGGCUUCAAGUCGACCAUGACGAUUGCGAACGGACUCAGUGCGCCAAAGGUCAUCACUGCUAAGGGCACCGAUGGCAAACCGUACAAGCAACUGUUCAAAUCCGGGAACGACGACCUACGCCAGGACGCAAUCAUGGAGCAAGUCUUCGAUCAAGUAUCGCGACUACUGAAGAACCACACCGCAACGCGUAUUCGCAAUCUGGGCAUCCGCACAUACAAAGUCCUGCCACUCUCAACACGUUCUGGCCUCAUGGAGUUCGUGCAGAAUACCAUUCCUCUACAUCUCUGGGUUAUGCCAGCUCACGAGAAAUACUACCCAAGCGACUACAAGCCCGAGAAAUGUCGCAAAGAGAUCGGUGCAUGCCAGCAGGACUCCCUCACCACGCGCGUCAAGGUGUGGCAAAAGAUUGCGGACAACUUCCACCCCGUGAUGCGCUACUUCCUACUGGAGCGCUUCGAAGACCCAGACGAGUGGUUUGAACGUCGCCUGGCAUACACGCGCUCAACAGCCGCUAUCUCCAUCCUUGGACACGUCCUCGGUCUCGGCGAUCGGCAUUGUCACAACAUCCUCCUCGAUGAGAAGUCUGGUGAGGUAGUACAUAUCGAUCUUGGUGUGAGUUUCGAAGCUGGUCGCGUACUGCCAGUACCAGAAGUCGUGCCCUUCCGACUGACGCGCGAUCUGGUAGACGGCAUGGGAUACACGAAGACGGAGGGAGUCUUCCGCCGCUGCUGCGAGUUUACCAUGGACACGUUGCGCGAGGAGCGGGAGUCUAUCAUGACACUCCUCAAUGUCCUGCGAUAUGAUCCUCUCGUCAACUGGAGCGUCACACCCACGAAAGCAAAGCGCAUGCAGGAAGCCAACCAAGAAACGGGCGCAAACGGUACUGCGCGCUCGACUACCGUUGCGCCGGGAGGUACACCCGCGCCAUCGGGUCAAUCGGCGGCCGAAGAGGCAGCAGCGGUCGCGCAGGAAGAUAACAAAAAGAGGGAGAAGGAGGAACAGGCUGGUGAAGCGGGGCGAGCGCUCAGCGUGGUGGAGAAGAAACUGAGUAAAACGCUCAGUACCAAGGCCACGGUGAAUGAGCUCAUACAACAAGCUACCGAUGAACGGAAUUUGGCGGUGCUGUAUAUGGGGUGGGCGAGCUACGCAUAG